CGUACAAACGCCCUAUCAAGACCAACAUACAAACAAACGCUACCGUGUUUCUGCACUCUCUGCGAAACCCCAAAUUAUGGCAACCAUUGCUCGCGCACCGCCUGCAGCUCUUCCUGGGCGCCAGACGUGGUCCGUGAAGGCUCCUGUUCCUGUUGCAGGCUCGUUUCGCCGGGACUGCCGGGCGGCUGCAGGCUAUAAGGCGCGGAUUGAGAGCGUGAACGAGGACCAGAGCAAGGAGUACAAGAUCCAGAAGCUGGCGGAGAUUCUGUACACGUCCCCGGAGACCGUGUCCAACAUCGUGCGCCUGCGCCCCGGGCUGCUGUGCCCCGACAGCCAGUGGUUCGAGGAGCGCAUCAUGCACCUAAGCUACCGCUACCAGGUGCCGGAGCGCACCGCGGCCCAGUACGCCCUGGAGAACCCCGCCCUGCUGUUCAACCGCCUCUGAGUCUGACCUGAGGGAGGAGGCAGCAGUUUGGCAGAGUGCAGCGUGGGGCGGCGGCGGCCGGGAUGGCUGGAAACCGCCGCUGGGGCGCUGGCACAGUGAUCGCAGUGAUGGCGUCAUCGUGAGAGGCACCAGCACCGCGGCGACUGCCGCGCCAAGGACGGACACGUGCACGGCAUGCGCCGCCUGCCCCGGGUGUCCAGGGGCAGCAGGCGCGCAGACGUCAGGGCAGAAGGCCCCUGCGGCGGCGGUCGCAAGAGCAGCGCAGCAGCUGUCCGCACUGGGCGGUAUGUGGGUCAGCGGGCCCAGGCAGCGCAAUGAUUGUGCAAUUUUAGGGGUCGGUGCAUGGAAGUUUCUCAGUCCUAUGCUGCAGCGCUUAACGGCAGUCCACUUGCCUAGUCGAGGUGUGGGCGCACGGCGCUUUCAAGUAGCGUGUUAAGAAGAGGUGUGAUUGGCUCAAAAGUACUCGUUGAUUGAUGCUUCGCAUCGUUGCACACGACGGGAGAGAGAGCUGAUAGCUCAAUACAUAUUUCGUCGUUCCCGUCACAAAAACAUCAUAAGCAACAUGGAUUGACGGACAGUCGAUGCCAUCGUGCUUUGUGUGCGUGUAUCAUAUAUAUUUUGUACGGUCACGCGGUCGUGCGUGCUGCAUGCCCGCGAACCGUAAUGCACAUCAUUACUUAGCGUGCUGUGUGCCUGUUGGUUAAGUCAAUGCAGGCCAUGCCGGUUGGCGUCAGAUGCCCGGUGUGGCCCUGGUGUGCGGGCCCUGCGGUGCCCGGGGCCCGAUGUGGGUUCCCCAUAAAUAUUGCGAGGAGUGUGUCAGUAGCGUCAAUGAGAGAAGAGAACCUCAACAAACACCCCCCGCUCGGCGUGCAUGGGGGCGGUACAGGUACAGAAGCGUAGAAGGGGUCCGUGGCUGGUGUAUUCAACCAAAGCAUGUACCAAGCAAGGUGCUGUACCAAUUGUGUUGAGGAUACUGUACCACCUGAGAGUUGGAUGGCGCCAAACCGGCGCCAGGGUAUGUAGGUCUGUAUCAGUAUGCGAGUUACACAACGCAGAGGGUUGAGCUGCGGGGCAGGUCGGUGCUGGGUUGCUGCGGAGGAGCGGUGUGGACCAAGCGACGAUAAAUGACUGUGGCGGCAAAGAGGUAGGGACCUGGUGUGCCGCUGCAGGCGCAGUGCGGCCAGGUGCUGCUCGUGAGCAUGGUGAUAUAAAUCUGGUUAGGUUGCCCCACAGGCCUUACACUCUAGUUAAGGUUGGCAAACGGUUUGGAUUGUGGCUCGAACGGAAAUGCUCUUGGUAACCACGCUGCAAGGCGCACAGCAUCGUAUUUAGCCUGGUGGUGCAGCUGUGAUGUGAACUAACACAGGUGUAACAGGAACUUUGC
Chlamydomonas reinhardtii is the source of this 1829-nucleotide messenger RNA. RefSeq lists its product as uncharacterized. The coding region runs from base 77 to 445 and encodes 122 amino acids. The transcript is spliced from 3 exons. NCBI's taxonomy places the organism in Eukaryota, Viridiplantae, Chlorophyta, Chlorophyceae, Chlamydomonadales, Chlamydomonadaceae. The record is from RefSeq and is a predicted model, not a curated record.